Molecule: messenger RNA, 1808 nt
Organism: Malaclemys terrapin pileata
Lineage: Eukaryota; Metazoa; Chordata; Testudines; Emydidae
Product: fibrinogen-like protein 1-like protein
Exons: 5
Coding region: 245-1345 (366 amino acids)
Source: RefSeq, a predicted model, not a curated record
GAUAAUCUCACCCUCAGAGAUGUUUCAGUAAGUUUUUCUCAGACUGGACACCUUCCAGGCCUGGGCACAAUUCUUUCCCCUGGUACAGCUCUUGUUGCAGCUCAGGUGGUAGCUAGGGGAUUCUUCAUGAUGGCUUCUCCCCCUCUGUUCUCUUCCCCCCUUUAUAUAUCUUUUGCAUAAGGCAGGAACUCUUUGUCUCUCUGGGUUUCCACCCCCACCUCACUGGAAAAGCACCAGGUUAAAGAUGGAUUCCAGUUCAGGUGACAUGAUCACAUGUCACUGCAAGACUUCAUUACUCACUUGCCAGCACACACAUAUACAGGAAGACUUACAGUUCAAGACACCUGAGAGCUCCACAGCAGGGCAGCAUCCCCAGAGCGCAGCAGGGCGGGGGUUAGGGGGAGCAGUCGGUAGCAGCCCCUGCCCCUCGUACGGCAGGAGCGAGAAGUGCCAGCCCCUCUGCACAGAGCAGCAGUGUUCAGCCUGGGCCAGACGUGCUGCGGUGAUGGCUGCCCGGUGCCCUCGUCUCCUGCUCCUCACCGGCCUGGUGGCCCUGUCAGCCCCAGUUCUGACCCUGGAAAUACACAACCUGAACAUUUUAAAGGGACCCACUCAUGCAAUCAGGAACUUCCACCCAAAGCACCUGAAGGCAGAUCAGGGGAAAGGGAGCCUGCGGCACAGCCGAGCCAGUGACCCGCAGUUACCAGAGGCCCACGUCUGGCCCAAGGACUGCAGCGAGAUAACCUGGAACAGGGUCAGUGUCGUCUUUGUCAUCCAGCCCACAGGAUUCCACCAGAUUGUCGUUUACUGUGACUUGAACAGCACCAGCGAGGGCUGGACGGUCCUCCAGCGGAACCGGCGCGACACACAGAUCACCUGGGCUGAGUCCUGGAGCACCUACAAGUACGGCUUUGGCAACGUGCAGGAUGACUACUGGCUGGGGACGGAGUACAUCUAUCGGAUCGCCAAGCAGAAGGUCUACCAGGUCAGGUUUGUCAUCCACGAUUCAUCCGGCACCAUGAAAUACGCAGACUACAACCUCUUCAGUCUGGAAGACGAGUCCAAAGGCUACAGGCUGAGGCUGGGCUCUUACACUGGGACUUCAGGGGACGCCAUGACUUCAAACAAUCCUAGCACCGUGCAUGACAACAUGAAGUUCUCUGCUAAAGACCUGGAUCAGGACACUUAUGGUGGGAACUGUGCGUCUAGCUAUGAGGGGGGCUGGUGGUACUCGGCUUGUCAUUCUGUUCGACUGAACGUCAAAGGGAGCAUCACUUGGGGUAGUUUCUGUAGUGGGAACUGCCAAGCCUCCGCCAUCCUCAUCAAACCAGCAUCCUACUGUUAGUCACCCCUUCCCCACCCUCCUGUCUGCAGUGAGGCCAACCCCUGCUCCACGAAGGGAGGGAAAAGGGUCAGCGUGUGUCAUGGCCAAACCUCACACCCAACUCGGAGGGGGAAGUAUCAUGUUUAUCCAAAAUGAGGCAACUUUCUCUUUUCUUUUCUUCCGUGCACUUUCCGAGCUAAUCUCUGCUGGGCACUUGUGCUUUGCGUUGACUUGACUUAGUGAUAUUCGUAAUCAGAAGAAUCAUUUGCAAAACCUGCAGUAUCCAGAUGUAGAAGCUCCGGGGAGAGUAAAUGCCUCAGAUCCGUAGUGACUUUUCAGUGUCUUUUGCUCUCAGACUCAUGGGCAGUUCCAGAGGUCACAGGGGUGAGGAAAUCCAGAAACACAGAAGGGUUUUUAUAAACUCCCGCUCUACUGCUCAUUAGCAGGGAUUAAAGCUUCACAUUAAAAAGGCAUUUUAAAUGUG